GCCAUUUUGAAAAAAAAAAAAAAAGUGAAAACAUUCCACAUUAAUCUUUUGUAUUCGUUAUCAGUAUUUUGUAAGCUUUGUAUUCACGGUAGAAGAAGCGGACAUGGAGCCAACGGUGAGCUGGUCUCCCGAACAGACCGAGGCGCUCCUCUCCCUGUGGUCGGAGGAGAAAAUUCAACAUCCAUCUGUUGUGACAAAUAUUCCCAAUUCCUUCACCACAAGUUUCCAAGGACUUAAAAAAACAGAAAUCACAAAGGAUGCUGCUUUCUACCCCAUUAAAGUGGAGGACUCUAAUACUCCGUGCACAAGCAACGGGGCGGUUGAGGCUUUAUUGCAGACUUCAGCCAUGUGGCCACCCACCGCUGUGGGAAGGAGAAGAGAUAAGCCCACGUGCAGCUGGUCAAAGAAAGAGGUCCUGACGUUGCUGACGCAUUGGGCCAAUCCGGCCGUGCAGCAGGAGCUCAGUCGCAACGUGAGGAACAACGCCGUCUACAGCAGCCUCAGCGCCAAACUGGCGUCGCUCGGGUACAACAAAACGGCGCAGAAGUGCAAGGAGAAACUGAAGAAGCUGAAGCAGGAUUACAGGAGAAUCAAGAACAGCAAUCACUUGGACGGUGGGAAGAACAUAUGGUUUGACAUCAUUGAUCAGGUUCUUGGCGCUUCAGUACAAAAACGUCCAGAAACCCCAAAGCUGCCCUCAGCAGAGCCCGCUCUACCAGUUUUGUUUGAAGAGAACUGUCAAGGUUUUUCCCCUUCGACAAACGAUUUUGACACCUUCUCCGAGCCCGACCCAGCGCCCACACCCUCCGACGUGAUGAAAGAAACGGAUUUCUUCGUAGUCAGAAUCGAAGACGGCACGCCAUCGACGAGCACUGCAGGUUCCUCCUCCGCCCAGCAGGCACCUGACAUGUUUGCAACCAGCCAUGUGAAAAAACGAAAAUACGUCCACACAUGCAGCUGGUCUAAAAAGGAGGUCCAGGCUUUGCUGGCUUACUGGGCCAAUCCGGUCAUCCAGGAGGAGCUCCGCCGCAACGUGAGAAACAACGCCGUCUACAACAGCCUCAGCGCCAAACUGGCGUCGCUGGGAUUUAGCAAGUCGGCACAGAAAUGCAAGGAGAAAAUAAAGAAACUGAAGCAGGACUACAGGAGGGUGAAGAACAGCCAGCAUGUUGGUUGGGCAAGGACUGCGUGGUUUGGGAUUCUGGAUGAAGUACUUGGUUCUCAGGGUGUGCCGUCGAAAUGUUCCAAAACUCUGAAUCCUUUAUCAGGAGAGCCAAAUGAAGGGGAUAUGGAGGCUGAGGAUGAAUGUAGGUGGUCUGCUGACGAAGUGCAGGUGCUCAUCACUCUCUGGGCGCAGCCAAACAUUCAGAAGCAGCUGCCCGCCUCAGGGGAAAACGACGAAGUCUUCACGUACCUCAGCGACGAGCUGGCUCAGGUCGGCUUCGCCAAGUCGCCGCAGCAGUGCAGCCUGAAAGUGGACAAGCUGAAGAAGGAGUACGCCAAACUGAAGCAGGAGGGGGCAAACGUGAACGACAAGAGCGACUGGUUUGCCAUCAUGGAUAGCGUUCUCUUCCCCGAAGGAGACGCUUCCAAAGAGCGUAACUUGUCUGCCGUGCUGACGGCCUCUAAUCCCCCCGAAGAUUUUUCGCACACUCUUUGGACAACGGAGGAAGUUGACGCUCUGCUGACAAAGUGGGCAGAGGAGCAUGUCCAGGAUCAGCUGAAAUCCACCGAGGACGACCAGAGGGUGUACGCCCAGCUGAGCUCCGAGCUCGCCACUCAGGGCUUCGAUAAGACCACCAGUCAGUGCAGGACCAAACUCCGACUGCUCAAACAAGAGUACGAGAGGAUCAAGGAGCAGAAGGACUCCAAAGCACAAAAGACUAGGUGGUUCGUCAUCAUGGAGAAUGUUUUCCGUUGCCACCAGCCUGAAACGGAGUCCAGGCCGUCGUCUGUGGAGACCUCACAGCAUGAACAACCUGAACGACUAGAAGCGUGCGACUUGUCCAUCCCGUCUCUGUGCCUCCUGGUUCCCACCCUGCGCCUGAUGUGUGCCUUUGCCUGGAAGGUGAUCCAGAGCGGCAACGCUCCACACUACCGAAAGGUGGAGGAGCUGGUGGUGCUGGUGACGGAGUUGUCUCCAGAGCUGCUUACAGCCAGAGAAAGAGUUCAGCUCCUGCUCAGACUGAGGGCGAGGUUUGUGCUGGAGUUGUGUCAGAGUCGGAGCACAGCGAACCUGCUGAACAUCCAACCUCACCUGAGGAUUAUUCAAGAUCUCAAGAUGAAUGCCGACUGCGGUCAGGAGGAGCUGAAUGAGUUGGAGAGUUCAAAGUCAAAUUUUGUAGAAGUUGUUUAUGCCUUGCUGGAGGACGCAGAGGAAAGAAAGAGGUUUUUCAAGGAAGUCUUCCCAACACACUAUGGAGAGCAGUAUGAAGCUACGCUGCAAAGAUUAGUUUGGAAAUUCAUCUCCAGAUUGGAUAAUCUCUUGCCCAUUCCUGAUAUAAAACAGACUGCAGAGUGGCUCAGUAGCGCCCCCUCAGUCAUGGAAGAAUGUGGGAAGCUGGUUUUGGAUCCAGAACAGCUGAGGACGCUGCUGAACUUCCAAGAGCAACAAACAGGAAAUCCAAACAAAUGCUUGCCUCAAGCUCAGAAUAUGUUUUUACCCUCGCUGUCUCUUCACCUGAAAGCGAACUCGAGGCAGCAACUACCAGUUCAACGCGAAGGGUCGGCUCCUGAUGACGACGAUGAAAGCCAAACGCACGAUAAUUCAGUCCUGGAGAACCUGGAAGAUAAACAGAGCGAUGGUGUGAUAGCAGCCAACUGCUCAAGUGUCAUGUCUACACCUUUAAAACUGCAUCGCUGCUCCAUGUGUUCCUUCACCGACACCAGAGUGUCUGCAUUCCUCAACCACAUCCGGCAGGAGCACCUGAGUCCGAUAGACGACACUUUUGAAGACCACUUCAUUCAAAACGCCAGCGUGGGGCUGGAUUGUGAGCUUUCCAGCGAACUCUUAUCAAAUGUAACAACAUCCAACAUCCAAGGUCCUCCAUAUCAAUGCGCCAAGUGUGACAAAAGGUACCUCUCCAAAUCGUCCCUGAUCGUCCACUACCGGAUCCACACAGGCGAGACUCCGUAUCUGUGCUCCCACUGCGGCCAAGGGUUCAGGUCCUCGGCCUACCUCGACCUGCACACGCGCGUCCACACUGGAGAGCGGCGCUACAAGUGUCACAUCUGCGGGAAAACCUCCAACCAGCACCUGACGAGGCACAUGCGCAUGCACAGAGGGGAGAAGAACUACCUGUGCACCGAGUGCGGCAAGGCGUUCCUCUCCAACGGGGAGCUGAAGCUUCACAUGCGGUAUCACACGGGGGAGAGGCCAUACACGUGCAAACACUGCGGGAAAGGCUUCAUCGCCAAAUGCCUGCUGACUGUUCACACUCGCCGGCACACCGGAGAGAGUCCCUACCGGUGUCCAAUGUGUCCGAAAUCCUUUCCCACGCUGAGAGCACAGAAAAAGCACCUUAAAAUCCACUCGAGCAAAAAGUCCUUACAGUGUUUGGAAUGUGGUCGGAUCUUCAGGCUGGAGGACACUUUCAAACUCCACGUUAAAACACAUGAACUAAUGUGAACCUGUUUUAACAACAUUCUGGUUUUUAAAAGUUCCAAGUUACACCUUUGCCAAAUGUUCCAACGUUGUUUUUUUGUUUAAUUCACUGCCUCUAGAAAGAUUAUCGCUUUUGUGACUCUAAAGGGAAAAGAAAAAAAACAGCUCAAGUUUGCAAUGCAGUUAUUUUAUAAAAACUGUAAAGCUAGCAUUCCAAAAAAAAAACAAAAAAACUCAACAGAAAUGACUGUUUAUGUUCUGAUGUUUUAUGAUUACUCUGAAAAUUCGAAUCAUGAUUUAAGACGUUUUUCACGGCGUUCAUGGGAGUGUAAUGAAAACAUGCGUAAAAUGGAUCCUUCGCAGACUUAUAAUAAAUGAGCUGUUACUUGA
Xiphophorus maculatus (southern platyfish) is the source of this 3994-nucleotide messenger RNA. RefSeq lists its product as uncharacterized. Gene Ontology annotation, cellular component: shelterin complex. Gene Ontology annotation, biological process: telomere capping; regulation of telomere maintenance via telomere lengthening. Gene Ontology annotation, molecular function: telomeric repeat DNA binding. The transcript is spliced from 14 exons. Bases 104 to 3628 code for a protein of 1174 amino acids. The record is from RefSeq and is a predicted model, not a curated record. Lineage: Eukaryota; Metazoa; Chordata; Actinopteri; Cyprinodontiformes; Poeciliidae.